Oncorhynchus mykiss (rainbow trout) is the source of this 3342-nucleotide messenger RNA. Its product is annotated as neuronal acetylcholine receptor subunit beta-2. NCBI's taxonomy places the organism in Eukaryota, Metazoa, Chordata, Actinopteri, Salmoniformes, Salmonidae. The record is from RefSeq and is a predicted model, not a curated record. Gene Ontology annotation, cellular component: postsynaptic membrane. Gene Ontology annotation, molecular function: acetylcholine-gated monoatomic cation-selective channel activity; transmembrane signaling receptor activity. Gene Ontology annotation, biological process: monoatomic ion transmembrane transport.
CAUGCGCAAAGUGAGGACGACCGCUUUAAUAUUUUAUCUACAGUAGGCAAUGGCUGGACAGUCUACCAUCAACGGGAUUACCUUAUCUCCCGUAACUCGCCAUCCAUCUUCAUAGCCGCAAAAUUUUGGGAAAAAUAACAUUUUAAUACUCAAGUGUAAUUAUGGACUCCGUUUCUGCACCCCCGGUUUGCCGUGCACUUGCUGUUCCAUGACUGGCGGGGAUUUGACACGUAGCCCCACUCAGACGCGCUGUGACAGAAACAAGCCUCCUCAUCUGGGAAGACUCAACAACCCUCGCCUAGUAACGAGAUUUGAAGCCUCCCCCUUUAUCAAACUAACGGGAUCGUCGGAUACCAAUGACUUAAAAUGACACCUUAAGUUACCCUCGUAUUACGCGCUGGUGUGUGCUGUCUCUGGUAUUAUUUUUCCUUUUCAUAGUGGGAGCGAAAGAGCGGGGAAACAGGAAACUCGUCCAUCUCCAAGUUUUUCGGAUCUCAGGGGCGCAGUGGAGGGAGCGAGCGGCGAUGGCAGCCCGGAUGACAGCAGCGUUCGCUCUCCUGGUUCUCACCGUGGCAACUGCCUUGGGUGCGGAGAUAGAGGAGCGACUGGUGACCUACCUGCUGUCUCCAGAGCGCUACAACAAACUGAUUAGACCUGCUGUCAACAAGAGCCAACAGGUCACCAUCCAUAUACAGGUGUCCCUGGCCCAGCUCAUUAGUGUGAAUGAGAGAGAACAGAUCAUGACCACCAACUGCUGGCUGACUCAGGUAUGGAAUGACUACAGGUUGAUGUGGGACCCAGAGGAGUAUGAGGGCAUUAAGAAGGUCCGCCUCCCAUCUCAACACAUCUGGCUGCCUGACAUCGUCCUCUACAACAAUGCGGAUGGGAACUACGAGGUCUCAUUCUACUCCAACACGGUGGUCUCCAACAAUGGAGAGGUGAACUGGCUGCCCCCCGCCAUCUACAAGUCGGCCUGCAAGAUUGAGGUCCGCGACUUCCCCUUCGACCAGCAGAACUGCACACUCAAGUUCCGAUCCUGGACCUACGACCACACGGAGAUCGACCUGAUCCUGCUCAGUGAUUUCGCCAGCCGUGACGACUUCAAGCCCAGCGGUGAGUGGGACAUCGUGUCUCUGCCGGGACGGAAGAACGAAGACCCCUCUGACAUCACCUACCUGGACAUCACCUAUGACUUCAUCAUCAAGCGCAAGCCACUGUUCUACACCAUCAACCUCAUCAUUCCCUGUGUCCUCAUCACCUCUCUGGCCAUCCUGGUGUUCUACCUGCCCUCUGACUGUGGAGAGAAGAUGACUCUCUGUAUAUCAGUCCUCCUGGCCCUCACUGUGUUCCUGCUGCUGAUCUCCAAGAUCGUCCCACCUACGUCUCUAGCUGUCCCUCUCAUAGGGAAGUAUCUGAUGUUUGCCAUGGUGCUGGUCACCUUCUCCAUCGUCACCAGUGUCUGUGUGCUCAACGUGCACCAUCGCACGCCCUCCACACACACCAUGCCCCCCUGGGUCAAACGUCUCUUCCUGCACCGCCUCCCCUCCUUCCUGUUCAUGCGUCGGCCGGCCAGCUCCAACAUCCGAGAGAGGUUCCGCCAGAAACACCAGCGGCCCUCCUACUCCGACCUGAAGCUGAGAGACGGGGCAGUGGCCCCGGCCGCGGGGGGAAUGGGGGUGGCAGAGGGGUCUGGGAUAGGCAGGGCCGACUCCUUCUAUGUGAAUGAGGAGUCGGCCAAGCGGUACGGCUGGAAGAUCAGCGACCUGUCGGAGAACACAGAGUUCAGAAAGAGGAUGACAGUGAAGUGUCACGCAGACGUUGAGGAGGCUGUGGACGGGGUGCGCUAUGUCGCCGAGAAGAUGAAGAGUGAGGACAAUGAUGAGGGGGUCAUCGAGGACUGGAAGUAUGUUGCCAUGGUGAUUGACCGGCUCUUCCUGUGGAUAUUUGUGUUUGUGUGCAUUACUGGGACUUUGGGGCUGUUCAUGCAGCCCCUCUUCCAGAGCUACAACACACCCACGGCAGACGACCUGGAGCAGAACUGACCUAUGACCUUUGACACGAAACCUGACCCUGACGCCCAAACCUGACCCUGACGCCCCCCAACACCCCCAUGAGGAACAACCGCCGCGAGUAAAACAGCUACUUACCAACACCUUGAAACAGAAUUGUGUUAUUCUGACACACUUGCAUACUGUACGCACACAGCACACCGGCCGCCACCACACCAACCAAUGCCCCUCAACCUCCCCUCUUAACAUGGGACAGAGCAACCCCACCAACCCUAGAAAAUGGGUCUGUUGUUUUUCAUUUUAUUUCUGCAUUUAGUUUGAAAAGGGGAACCAAUCUUUUCUGCAGAGUUCCAGAAUAAUUUGCUGAGCCCAAAGAUCCCCACACACACACGACGAGCCUGACCCUGGCCAGAAGACGAGGACAGAGCCUCCAGUCUCUGCUACAGAGAAGGACAGCUCCUCCGUGUGUCCUCGUCCAGUGAAGCACAGACACACAGACAUAACUCUUGCCUUCAGACGAAGAGGGAGAGACGCAUUUCUUUAGACAGGAAUGCCAGCAGGCUUGUUAUUUUGCUGUGAAACGGGAAGCCUUGACUGUCUCCCCUCACGCUACAGUGUGUUGACUGAGUACUACCCGUGCAGUAUUCGGGACUGCUUCUGGCCCCAGGUGGUCAGUCACCUGAUGGUCUUUCAAUGCGUUAACAUUAGCUUUUUUAGCCUACCGGGUUAUGUGUGUAAUUUUACGUUCAAAAUGGUUGUUCUUAUGUGUUCAAAGAGGGUGGGACCAACGGGAAGCUAGCUGUUAAGUAAAUACAAAAUGACCAUCAAACUGUUGUCACUCACCUUUGCUUCUCUUAAAGGUACAGUACGCCGGUGUAAGAAGUGUUCAUUCUCACAAGGUUUUCCAGGUAACCAGCAGCUGUACACAAACUCCAUAAGCAAACCGGUCAAACUGAACAGCGUUUGGCUCUGCACUAGCAAUCUUCCAGGCGGUAUAAACACUGCUCAGUAUUUUUUUCAGAAAUCUUUAACCUAAGUCUGUGUUCAACUUCUUUAUUGUGACUGUCAUAUAUACACUCUGUCACUGCUAUAAAUGCUAGCCAAGGGAAGGCAUACUGUACACAUUUCAAGUGAAGAGUUUUGUUCUAAUCUCAUGUAUUUCUUUUUAUCAGUGUAAAGAAGGGGACAUGUGUUUUUCUUCCGCUGGCCAGUUAUGUGACCUGUUUUGGUUUGUCGUCCUGGACUGAUGUAUUCUGGGUAGCGCUCAGAAUUACAUGAAGUAACAAUGCUGAUGUCAUGUCAAAGAAGUCAAUAAAAGGAAACAACAACGGGA